Molecule: messenger RNA, 1965 nt
Organism: Otolemur garnettii (small-eared galago)
Lineage: Eukaryota; Metazoa; Chordata; Mammalia; Primates; Galagidae
Product: filaggrin
Exons: 4
Coding region: 1-1965 (654 amino acids)
Biological process (GO): establishment of skin barrier
Cellular component (GO): cornified envelope; keratohyalin granule
Molecular function (GO): structural molecule activity; calcium ion binding; transition metal ion binding
Source: RefSeq, a predicted model, not a curated record
AUGUCCACUGUACUGGAAAACAUCAUUUCCAUCAUUGAUAUUUUCCACCAAUAUGCAAAAAAAGAUGUGGAGACAGACACAUUGAGCAAAAACGAGCUGAAGGAACUUCUGGAAACACAGCUUCGGCCAGUCCUAAAGAAUCCAGAUGAUGCAGAUGUUGCUGACGUCUUCAUGCAUAUUCUGGAUAUAAACCACAAUAAGAAAAUAGACUUCACAGAGUUUCUUCUCUUGAUCUUCAAGCUGGCACAAGCAUACUACCAGUCUGGCAAGACACAGAAAUUCCAAACAUCAGAUUCAAAGGAGAAAAAAAAGCACGGGGAAGAGAGAAGACAUCAGGCGUUCAGAGAUAGGUACCAGCAAAAAGGUGCUACACAUGAACAACAACCAUCUAGAUCCAGUGACCGAGGGCAGCGGGGAUCCAGGGCCAGUCACACCAGUGAUAGCGAAGGGCAAUCAGAAGACGCAGAUACUCGAUCAGCGGCAGCCCACGAAAGGGAUGAGCACGGUCAGAGGAACCAUGGACACUCUGCACACAGCCGGUCAGGGGAACGGGCGAGACAGUCAGGGUCUCUCCUGUACCAGGUUCACUCUCAUGAACAGCCUGAGUCCUCCCAUGGACAGCACCGGUCUGACAGUAGAGGAACACAAGGAUCACACCAAGAGCACGGUCGAGAUAGCUCUAGACACUCAGAGUCUCGUGAGGGUCACGCAAGCAGUCACGGACAGUCCACAUCAAGCAGAGCGAGAGGGGACCAGGCCCACCACGACCAACCAGGAGGCAGGUCUGAAAGUCAAGGGUCCCGUCACCACGUCUCCGAUUCUGCCCACGGUCACUCAGCAUCCACAAGUGCUAGCAGGCAAAGAUCUGGCCAGCAGCACUCCGGAGACUUGGCUAGGCGGGCGAGACAGUCAGGGUCUCUCCUGUACCAGGUUCGCUCUCAUGAACAGCCUGAGUCCUCCCAUGGACAGCACCGGUCUGACAGUAGAGGAACACAAGGAUCACACCAAGAGCACGGUCGAGAUAGCUCUAGACACUCAGAGUCUCGUGAGGGUCACGCAAGCAGUCACAGACAGUCCACAUCAAGCAGAGCGAGACGGGACCGGGCCCACCACGACCAACCAGGAGGCAGGUCUGAAAGUCUAGGGUCCCGUCACCACGUCUCCGAUUCUGCCUACGAUCACUCAGCAUCCACAAGUGCUAGCAGGCAAAGAUCUGGCCAGCAGCACUCCGGAGACUUGGCUAGGCGGUCAGGGUCACGUCAGCGAGACGGUUCCCCUCAUGAAGGCAGAUCGAGACGCUCACAGUCAGGGCAGGGACUAGCUUCUGAGUCCAGGACAAGCAGACACCAGGGAUCCAACCUCAGUCAGGACAGUGAGAGUGAGGGACACUUGGAAGACUUGGAGGGACAAGCUGCUUCUGAUUCCAGAAGCCAUCAUGCAUCCACCCGUGGCCUGUCAGGAGAUCAGUCUAAUCGCUCUUUAUCUCAACAACAGGACAGAGUGAGGCGUCAUGUUCUUGAAUCUUCCUCUGAAUUUUCUGGCCAUACUUCUAAUUCUCUACAUAGGCACUCGAAUCCUCUCUCCCAAGGGUCAAGGUAUAACUCAAAAAUUGGAUCUCCUACAUGCUAUCAUAAUUCUGGGUCUGAUUAUUUUCACUCUGCAAGUGUUAAUAGGAAAAGAGAUGCAUCUGAUUUAGGUUGGAAACAUGGCAGCUAUGGCAGUACUAAUUAUGAAUAUGGACUUACAGGCUUUGGUAAGUCCCAGGGUGAGUGUUUUAAUUACAAUGCCAAUUCUCUGGAUUUAAAUGAUCAAUCUGACAUCAGAGGAACAUCUGGAUAUAGAGAACAAUAUGUGAGAUUUAAUAAAAUACCCAAUAAUAGGCAGUCAGAAAUAUAUGGCUGUUCUAGUAAAAUGUCAAAACAGCUAGGAUUUGCUCAGUCACAAGGAUACUAUUACUAUGAGUGA